Messenger RNA from Drosophila bipectinata, 1719 nucleotides. Its product is annotated as esterase B1-like. The record is from RefSeq and is a predicted model, not a curated record. Gene Ontology annotation, molecular function: serine hydrolase activity. NCBI's taxonomy places the organism in Eukaryota, Metazoa, Arthropoda, Insecta, Diptera, Drosophilidae.
CUCUGUUCACAGUUCACUUAGAGGUCUCCAACGAAGAUGUCUGCUGAGUAUGAUCAAGUUUCGCCAGUUGUGCAAACCACCCACGGAAAAGUACGUGGAAUUCUCCUGAAAGCCCUUUAUGGCGAAGAAUUCUAUGGAUUUGAUGGAAUCCCGUAUGCAGAGCCUCCUCUGGGAAACCUACGAUUCAAAGCACCUCGGGAAAUAAAAGCCUGGACCGGAAUUCUUGAUUGUUUCCAGCCCCAAAGUAAAUGCAUCCAAGUUAGUUCUUAUACAAAACAGGUGGAAGGAUCAGAGGAUUGUCUAUACCUGAAUAUUUCGGUAAAAAAGCUAAAGUCCAAGUCACCUCUACCUGUAAUGGUCUACAUACAUGGUGGUCAACACAAGGGUGGCGAUGCUUCAAGACGUGCUUGGGGUCCAGACUAUUUUAUGAAAGAAGAUGUCGUAAUUAUUUCCAUAGGCCAUCGUCUAGGGCCUUUUGGCUUCCUAACUUUUGCAGAUCCUUCUUUAGAGGUUCCUGGAAAUGCCGGAUUGAAGGAUAUCAUUCUGGCCCUCCGUUGGAUCAAGAAAAAUGCCGAAAAUUUUAAUGGCGACCCUAAUAAUAUUACAAUUUUUGGUCACAGUUCUGGAGCAAUGAUUAUAAACAUACUCCUGGCCAGUCCCCAGACCAAAGGGCUCUUCCACAAAGCCAUCCUAAUGGCUGGAUACUCUAUGGAAAUGAAUAGACUACCUUACGUCGAAUUCCGAUUGGCCAAACACUUCGGUUACGAGGGCGAGAAUGUCGAUAGCCAAGUAUACGAGUUUUUAACUAAAAUAGAUGGAUCGCAACUGGCUUCUGCAAAUAUAUUCACGGAGAUGGAAAAGGCUCAGAAUUAUACCAUGGCCUUUGUUCCAUGCGUAGAGCCGUAUUCUACACCGGAGGCAGUAAUACUGGCGGAGCCCAGAGAACUCCUUCGGACCACUUGGAGCAAUCGUAUUCCCAUUAUGUUGGGUACCCCCAGCAGCGAUGGAUUAAUACAUUUAACUGAUUUGUAUAAAAAUCCUGAUCAGUAUCUAAAACUGUUUCAGAAUUAUCCAGAACGCAUUUUGACUUCCACUUUGAAAAACCAUUGCGAUCUGAAACUGCAGCGUGAGCUGGCCAUCUCACUAUUGGAUCAUUUUUGCCAGGCCCAUGGAAAGGACUUGACAAUGGAGAAUUUCUAUGCUUUGUCUAAGCUUUUUACUCACAAUAUCUUACAUACCCAGGAUCGACUAAUCCAAUCCAGAUUGUCCUACGCCCAAGCGGACACAUAUGCCUAUCGUUUUGAUUUUGAUUCGCCUGAUUUAAAUUUAUACAGAAUUCGAUUUUUUGCCAAUGAUCGCCGAGGAGCUUGUCACGUUGAUGAGUUGUGUUAUAUGUUCGUUAUUCCAGCCACCAUUAAGAUGGAUACAUCCCGACCAGAAUAUACAACCAUCUGUAGAAUGGUUAAUAUGUGGGUUCAUUUCGCAGCCACUUCUAAUCCAAAUGGUCCACUUACCAAGGAUCUGGUAGAGUGGAUGCCUGUAAGUCCAGAAGAAACUAGAAUGGUCCUAAACAUCGGUGAAGAACUGGAGUUUAUACCACAGCCAGAGUUUCCAAAAUUUGAGUUUUACAAUCGUUUAUUUCGUCUAGCGGGGGUGCCACUUGUUUAAUGACCCAUCUUUAAAUCAAGCUAAUCUUAUCGGAAUAAAAAUUAUUAUGAC